AUGGGAAACCCAUAUUAUCCAUAUUACCCAUACGACCCACUUCAAAUGCAAAUGUACGGAUAUCAACCAAUGCCUAUGCAACCUAUGUCUUACCCUUUUAUGUAUAACCCAAUACAACAACCCCCUCCCCCACCUGUUGCUUUACCACCAGAACCAGCACCUCAAGAAGACGCAAAAACCCUUUUUGUGGGUAAUUUGCUUCCCGGAAUGGCUUCGGAGCUGAUCGGGAUCUUCUCGGCGUAUGGAGAAGUGCUGAACACUGUUCAACCGAAAGGAAAGAACUACAUGUUCAUCCACUUCAAAGACGCGGAGUGCGCAAAGGAGGCGAAGGAUGAGAUGAAUAACAAGAACUACGGAAACACCAUUCUGAAAGUCAAUUUUGGUAAACAGACGCAACCUCCGGUCCAACCCCCUGUCAAUUUUGCACAACAACAAUACCAACAAAUGCAACAACAGCAACACUUUGCAAUGCAACAAACGAAUUACGAGAAGCGAGAAGAGAACGUUGAAUAUAAGCCAAAAGAAGAAGAGAGAGUUGGUAUUGAGCCAACGAAGACGUUAUGGAUAGGGGGGUUGAACAACAACGAAAUGGCUGUCUUCCCGCAACUCACUGCAUUUGGUGAAGUUGAAAAGAUUCGAAUAGCGAGAGCGAAGAACUGCGGGUUUAUCGAAUUCAAAAACGUUGAAGACGCGAAGAGGGCGAUUGACAAUAAGAUCCAUACACUCUCGGAAGAGUGCGGGGUUCGAGUGAGAUACGCUCGAGACGUCAUGCCACAAAGUCGGCUUUGGUUUCCGGAUAUGCCGAGCGAGUUUUUACUUCCUGCGGAUCUUCCUGUGAAACCCGUUGAGGAGGACAAUAUCAAAGAGUCGACGAAAUACAUAGUGAAAGUGUUGUGUGAGUAUUUAACUGUGCAAGGGAUUGUGUUUGAGCAAGUUGUGAAGAACAAAUGCGACAAUAACAACAACUUUGAGUUUAUGAAAGAGAACAACGAAGAGAACGAAUAUUAUAAAUGGAAGGUAUUUGAGGCGGUGAUGAAAAAAUACAAUAUGAAUCCUUUGGUGAAGGACGUCGACGGGUUGGAAGACGAUGAUAUUCCUCCUUGGGUAAUGGAAGAGGAGAAGGAGAACAAAGUUGAGAAUGAUGGGACGCAAGAGGAGAAGAAGAUGGAGAUGGCGUGA
This is a messenger RNA of Entamoeba invadens IP1, 1179 nucleotides long. RefSeq lists its product as hypothetical. The record is from RefSeq and is a predicted model, not a curated record. NCBI's taxonomy places the organism in Eukaryota, Evosea, Mastigamoebida, Endamoebidae. Gene Ontology annotation, biological process: RNA processing. Gene Ontology annotation, molecular function: RNA binding. The coding region runs from base 1 to 1179 and encodes 392 amino acids. The transcript has a single exon.